Messenger RNA from Kwoniella botswanensis, 2157 nucleotides. RefSeq lists its product as uncharacterized. Gene Ontology annotation, biological process: spindle attachment to meiosis I kinetochore; kinetochore assembly; attachment of mitotic spindle microtubules to kinetochore. The record is from RefSeq and is a predicted model, not a curated record. Gene Ontology annotation, molecular function: centromeric DNA binding. Gene Ontology annotation, cellular component: kinetochore. The transcript is spliced from 8 exons. Bases 1 to 2157 code for a protein of 718 amino acids. NCBI's taxonomy places the organism in Eukaryota, Fungi, Basidiomycota, Tremellomycetes, Tremellales, Cryptococcaceae.
AUGUCACUGCGCACGCCGGGAAGAGCGAGGAGGGGGGAAGAAGCGCAUUUGGCUUAUAAUGCUGAUCCCAAAACUGUCGGAACUCGAACCAACGCCCCUAUGCCAACUGGAGUAGCAAGAUUAUCAGAUGGCUUUGAAGAUCCCGCAGCGUUCUUCUCAUCUCCUACUAAUACAGAGUACGCUUCCGGUUCAGGUUCUCGAUCGAUCGCCUCUGUUUUCAGUAAGGGUAUAGGUACACCCAAAACACCAGCUGGCAGAAGCGAUUAUACUGCCCAUACUCCCAUGACUGGUGAUACAUCUUUCGGAACGUUGAGGAGGACUAGAUCGAGGAUGAGCGAUAUCGAUCCAGAGGAAAGAGAUAAAGAGGAUGAGGAGAUGUUGGAAGAUGAUUUGUUGAAUGAUGAAGAUGAUUUACAAGCGGCUACUCCGAAAUACUUUGCAACUGAAAGUAACCCACCGUCUAUCGCUUUACCUUCACGAUCGAGAUUACCAGUCUCCUCACCAGCUGUUGACCGAACGUUCGACGCAAUACCUUCCCCCAGAGCACGUUCUUCACUACGAAAGUCCAACCUAUCUGCGCAUUCUGGACUUAGGAACGGAGGUAGAGUAAGCGAUAUGACUGGAGAAUCACCCGACAGAAGUGGAAUUACAAAUCAAGAUGAGGAUGAAGAUGAAGAAUCUCCAAGAAGAGGUACACGCAAGUCAACUAGAUUGUCUAUAUCGCCUACAGUGGAUAAGAAGAACAAGAGACAGAGUAGUAGAGUACCUGAUUCUCAACCCGAUGAACUUAGCUAUACGAGUCAUAGUGGUAGCAGUAGAAGAAAAUCGACGAAAAGUAAUGGUCACAUAGAUAGGGAGGCUAGUAUAAGUGAUAACGAUGGGGAUAUGGAUAUUGGAGGACCUUCAUUCGAUGAUGAUAUCGGUGGUGGGAGUGGAGGAGGAGAUGAUACCAUGCAAGAUUUAGGAAAUGACGAUAAUAACGAUUUCGAUCAUGACAAUGACAUUGGUAAUGGUGGUGAUAUUGGUGAUGAUAUUGGUGGGAAUUUACCUGAAUCUGAUGGAGAAGAGGAUGAUAUAGGGUUAGAACAAGAUGCAAUCGAUCAAGAGAAUGAACCUGAAGGAGAUGAUGAUGAUGAUGAACAACAAUCGACACCACGAGUUGAUAAGGAACGCAAGAAGAAAUCAGUCGUUAAGAAGAGGACUGCUCAGAAGAAAAGUAGAACAGAUGAGAAUGCUCCUCCUGCUAGAACGAGGAUGAGACAAGGUAGUGUGGCUCCUAAACCUAAGAGAACGAGGAUAUCUCAAAUCGGAGUUAGUGGUGACGCAUCAGACGAGGAUCGAGAAGAUGGAUAUCACGGGAAUUUCCAGUGUCGACGAUCGAGCCGAACUCAUUUCAAACCUUUGGAUUGGUGGAGAGGUGAAAAAUUCGAAUACAGACGUGGACCUGGAUUACCGGUCAUAGCUGAAGUGAUCACCAUACCUGAAGAGACCCCCCAACCUCUUUCUGCGAGGCACAAGAAGACUACUAAGAGGGCUAAUUCGACAACUCCGAGCACGAAGAAAAGGUCGAGAUCCAGACAGGAUAGUAGUUCUGAGCACGAAGUUGAAGAAGAAGCUGGAUGGGAUGACGAAACUGAACCGACGGGAUUGGUCAAGACUUUCCCGGAGGGUAUGGAAUCACAUAGGAAGAUCGCAUGUCCUAAAGCUUUACUUAAUCCUGAAUCUAAAGCGAAUCAGAAUUUCUCAUACCAGAAGGUAUUUGGUGAAGGCGAUUUCAUGGCCGCCGGAGUGGUCAUGAUACCUGUAGGAAAGAGUAAAACUACUAAACCAAGUAAAGAUAAUGCCUAUGUAUUUUACGUUAUACAAGGGGCUGUUCAAGUACAAAUAUACAGAACAAGUUUCAUCAUGGCUCCAGGUGGACAAUUCAUAGUACCUCGAGGUAAUGAAUAUUCGAUUGAAAAUAUCUCAAAUAAAGAGGUGCAAUUAUUCUUUGCUCAAGCACGUAAAGUUAAAGCGACCGAACAGGAAUUGGAAGCUGCUGGAGCUUCUACGCCUAGAGCUAGUUCAGUAGGAGUACCGAAUGGGAAAGCUAAGAAGCAGAAGGUGGUAAAGCAGACUAGACCUGGAAGUGAAGAUGAGGAAGAGGAUGAUUAUUGA